AUGAGAACCACACCCACGGCCGCAUUGCAAGCGGCCUUAGGGUGUCCCCCCCUUGAGCACGUCAUAACAAGCGUUGCCAAACUCUCAGCAUACAGAUUACAAUGUCUGGGGGAAUGGAAGAGCACCAGUAACGGGCACACGGCACUGGAGUUCCUACAUAACCCCCCAUUCACACUUAUGCAAGACAGAAUCCCCAGGAAGUACCAGCUGCGAAGUACCUUCAAGGUCCUAACACCAGCUAGGGACGACUGGAAGAAACCAGGAUUUCCGAACAACUUGGGCACUGACAUCUGGUACACGGAUGGCUCAGGAAACAAUAACCGCUUCGGAGCAGGUUUCUAUGGCCCGAAGAUGGGACACAGAACCAGCCUCCCUCUGGGGGAACUAGCCACGGUUUUCCAAGCCGAGGUUCUAGCGAUCACAGAAUGCGCGAAACUACAGAUCUCAUUAGGAGUUAAGUAUAGAAAGAUUUGCAUCUGCUCAGAUAGCAGAGCAGCCAUAAACGCCCUUGCAAAGACCAGCACGGAAUCUUCCACCGUCUGGGAAGGCAUGCAAGCUUUAUCACAACUCAACAAGCUGAACAAAAUCACCCUCAUAUGGAUCCCUGGACACCAAGGUUUACAGGACAAUGAGAUAGCCGACGGUCUGGCAAAACUGGGCACCCUUGAGAGCCCGGUACAGCAGAUAGUAGGUGUGCCCUUUGUCCUUGGGAAAAAACACAUCAAAGAGAGCCUGGAAAGGCAACACCUAACAUCCUGGACGGAAGAAACGGCCUGCCGCCAGGCAAAGCUCUUGAUACAACACCCAUCAGUCAGCAGAACCAAUGAGCUCGUGGCCAUGAGCAGAGCAAAGAUAAGGACCUGUAUAGGCCUCCUCAUCGGCCACACGACACUACGGGCACAUUUACACAAACUCGACCUAGCUGAACAAAUAAACUGCCGGCUAUGCGGAGAAGAGAAAGAGGACAGCAUACACAUACUAUGCCGAUGUCCUGUUCUAGCUCUGAAAAGAUACAGAAUCUGA
Messenger RNA from Osmia bicornis bicornis, 1023 nucleotides. RefSeq lists its product as uncharacterized. The transcript has a single exon. Gene Ontology annotation, biological process: DNA replication, removal of RNA primer. NCBI's taxonomy places the organism in Eukaryota, Metazoa, Arthropoda, Insecta, Hymenoptera, Megachilidae. The coding region runs from base 1 to 1023 and encodes 340 amino acids. The record is from RefSeq and is a predicted model, not a curated record. Gene Ontology annotation, molecular function: nucleic acid binding; RNA-DNA hybrid ribonuclease activity.